CCCUCCCCGCCCCCACCUCCUUCCUCCUUUCCGAAGGGCUGGUAACUUGUGUGCGGAGCGUGCGGCGGCGGCACCAUCCAGGCGGGCACCAUGGGCACGUCCGCGCGCUGGGCGCUCUGGCUGCUGCUCGCGCUGAGCUGGGAGCCCCGGGAGAGCAGCGCCACGGGGACGGGGAGAAAAGCAAAAUGUGACCCUUCCCAAUUCCAGUGCACGAAUGGCCGCUGUAUAACUCUCCUGUGGAAAUGUGAUGGAGAUGAAGACUGUGUUGAUGGCAGUGAUGAAAAAAACUGUGUAAAGAAGACAUGUGCUGAGUCUGACUUCGUGUGCAACAACGGCCAGUGUGUCCCCAACCGAUGGCAGUGUGAUGGGGACCCUGACUGUGAAGAUGGCUCCGAUGAAAGCCCAGAGCAGUGCCGCAACAUAACGUGUAGCCCUGAUGAGUUCACUUGCUCCAGUGGCCGCUGCAUCUCCAGAAACUUUGUGUGCAAUGGCCAGGACGACUGUAACGAUGGCAGCGACGAACUCGACUGUGCCCCACCAACCUGCAGUGCCCACGAGUUCCAGUGCAGCACCUCCUCAUGCAUCCCCCUCAGCUGGGUGUGUGAUGAUGAUGCAGACUGCUCAGACCAGUCUGAUGAGUCCCUUGAGCAGUGUGGCCGCCAGCCAGUGAUGCACACCAAGUGUCCAGCCAGUGAGAUCCAGUGCGGCUCCGGCGAGUGCAUCCACAAAAAGUGGCGGUGUGACGGGGAUCCUGAUUGCAAAGAUGGCAGCGAUGAGGUUAACUGUCCUUCUCGAACCUGCCGACCUGACCAGUUUGAAUGUGAGGAUGGAAGCUGCAUCCAUGGCAGCAGGCAGUGUAAUGGCAUCCGAGACUGUGUUGACGGUUCUGAUGAAGUCAACUGCAAAAAUGCCAAUCAGUGCUUGGGCCCUGGAAAAUUCAAGUGCAGAAGUGGUGAAUGCAUAGAUAUGAUCAAAGUUUGUAACCAGGAGCAGGACUGCAGAGACUGGAGUGAUGAGCCCCUGAAGGAAUGUCAUGUUAACGAAUGCUUGAUAAAUAAUGGUGGAUGUUCCCACAUCUGCAAAGACCUAGUCAUAGGCUACGAAUGUGACUGUGCAGCUGGGUUUGAGCUGAUAGAUAGGAAGACCUGUGGAGAUAUUGACGAAUGCCAAAAUCCGGGAAUCUGCAGUCAAAUUUGUAUCAACUUAAAAGGCGGUUACAAAUGUGAAUGUAGUCGUGGCUAUCAAAUGGAUCUUGCCACUGGCGUGUGCAAGGCAGUAGGAAAAGAACCAAGUUUGAUCUUUACUAACCGAAGAGACAUUAGGAAGAUUGGUUUAGAGAGGAAAGAAUAUAUCCAACUAGUUGAGCAGCUACGAAACACUGUGGCUCUUGAUGCCGAUAUUGCUGCUCAGAAACUGUUCUGGGCUGAUCUGAGCCAAAAGGCCAUCUUCAGUGCCUCAAUUGAUGACAAGGUUGGUAGACAUGUUAAAAUGAUCGACAAUGUCUAUAAUCCUGCAGCCAUUGCUGUUGAUUGGGUGUACAAGACCAUCUACUGGACUGAUGCGGCUUCUAAGACUAUUUCAGUAGCUACCCUAGACGGGACCAAGAGAAAGUUCCUGUUUAAUUCUGACUUGCGAGAACCUGCCUCCAUAGCUGUGGACCCAUUGUCUGGCUUUGUUUACUGGUCAGACUGGGGUGAACCAGCUAAAAUAGAAAAAGCAGGAAUGAAUGGAUUUGAUAGACGCCCACUGGUGACUGUGGACAUCCAGUGGCCUAACGGAAUUACCCUUGACCUUAUAAAAAGCCGCCUCUACUGGCUUGAUUCCAAGUUGCACAUGCUUUCCAGUGUGGACUUGAAUGGCCAAGAUCGCAGGAUAGUCCUAAAGUCUCUGGAGUUCCUGGCUCACCCUCUUGCCCUAACCAUAUUUGAGGAUCGUGUGUACUGGAUAGAUGGGGAAAAUGAAGCAGUUUAUGGUGCCAAUAAAUUCACUGGAUCAGAGUUGGCUACUCUAGUCAACAACCUUAAUGAUGCUCAAGACAUCAUCGUCUAUCAUGAACUUGUACAGCCAUCAGGUAAAAACUGGUGUGAUGAAGACAUGGAGAAUGGAGGAUGUGAAUACCUGUGCCUGCCAGCACCACAGAUUAAUGAACACUCUCCAAAGUAUACCUGCUCCUGUCCCAGUGGGUACAGUCUGGAGGAAAAUGGGCGACAGUGCCAAAGUACUGCAACCACUGUGGCUUACAGGGAGUCAAAAGAUACCAACACAACAGAAAUUCUACCAACUAGUGGACUAGUUCUUGGAGGGAUCAAUGUGACCACAGCAAUACCAGAGGUCAGUGUUCCCCCACAAGGAACUUCUGCUGCCUGGGCCAUCCUCCCCCUCUUACUCUUAGCAAUGGCAGCAGUAGGUGGCUACCUGAUGUGGAGGAAUUGGCAGAACAAGAACAUGAAGAGCAUGAACUUUGACAAUCCUGUGUACUUGAAGACCACAGAAGAAGACCUCUCAAUAGACAUCGGCAGACACAGUGCUUCUGUUGGACACACGUACCCAGCAAUAUCAGUCGUAAGCACAGAUGAUGAUCUAGCUUGACCUCUGAGACCUGGCUUGACGUUGAGGUUUAAAGCAGUAAUAGCCACUUUGGAACAGUAACCCAGCCCGCAGCUGAAGUCUGUUUCUUCCUCCCAUCUGGAAGAACAUUGAGAUACCUUGGUGUGGAUCAAGCUUGUAUACUUGACCAUUUUUAUAUUAUUUUUGUAAAUAUUCUUGUCCACAUUCUACUUCAGCUUUGGAUGUGGUUACCAAGUGUCUGUAACCCUUGAAUUUUUAGACAGUAUUGCCACCUCUGGCCAAAUAUGCACUUUCCCUAGAAAGCCAUAUUCCAGCAAUGAAACUUGUGCUAUAGUGUAUACCACCUGUAUAUACAAUGUAUAGGCCAUCUGUAAAUAUCCCAGAGAACAAUCACUAUUCUUAAGCACUUUGAAAAUAUUUCUAUGUAAAUUAUUGUAAACUUUUUCAAUGGUUGGGACAAUGGCAAUAGGAUAAAACGGGUUACUAAGAUGAAAUUGCCAAAAAAUUUGUAAACUAAUUUUGUACGUAAGAAUGAGAUCUUUGACCUCAGUUGAGGUUUACAAAGACUGAGUGUUCAAAAAACUGCUGUACAUUUUUUUUCAAGUGCUAAAAAUUAAAUCAAGCAGCUUAACCAUGGUUUGUGCCUGUUCCUCUAAGAUGAAUUGUUAAAAACAGCCUGAGUAGCAUCAAGUCUUCUAACUAAAUGUAUGAGCUGCCGCUCUUGAUGUUGUUGUGUACUAAGCCUGUAAUCGGGCAAGCUUCUCUCAACCAAGUACUAACUAAAGACAAGGUACUAUUUAACAUUUUCUCUCCAAAUAUUUCUUAUUUUGUAAAAGAUACUACCUUAGUCUGUACCCAGAAUUCCUCCUGAUUACAGAACUCCCUUUUUCUUUCAUUUGUUUGAUCUAGAAGCAUGUGCGGAAAUUUCUAAUUCUCCUGCUUUGUACACAAUUCUCUGUUUUCCAUAUUCUGUCAUAUGUAGAUCAAGGACAAGUGCCUUCUAAGGCAUAGGGAAGGGCUUUCUUCUUAUGAAAGUCUACUCUGUCUUACUAUGAAAAUGGUCAGGAAGGACAACAACCACCAUCAUUCUUGAGUCUAAGGUGUUAGUUCUCAGUGUGGUCCUGGGUGCAGCAGCAUCCAUAUCAUGUGGGAGCUUGUAGAAAUACACAUUCUGAGGCUCCCUCCCAGACCUACUGAAUUAGAAACUCUGAUCUUGGGGCCCAGGAGUCUACAUUUUCACAAGCUCUUCCCAUGAUACUGAUGUCACCUAAAGUUUGAAAAUCAUUGCUCUAAUGUUCUACUACCAUUGUAGUAUCUUCAAAAUUGUCAGCCUGGCUAGACUAGGACAGAUUCCUUCUGUGGGCCAUUUCUGGAACUUUUAGUAUGAAGAAUAAAAAAGGAGUUUGAGUAUGGUGAGGUUGGUCAUCACUUCCUUACUAUAAAGUCUCCAGAUGUCUGGAAGCAAAGAUGCAAAGCUUGAAACACUGAGAAGAUGCUGUAGAUCCAUUGUAGGUGGGGAGUCUACUGUGGAAGGUGCAGUGAUCCAUCUGGAAUUAAUGACAAGUGCAACAGCAAGAAGAUGAGCAGAAGAUGUUUGGCUAGAUACAUGGAUCGAUGGAACAUUCAUAAUACACCUGCAUAUGGAAUAGAAGGCGUUCUUUCUUUUGGCUUAGGUAAGAAGAUCAAUAAUUGUAUAUGAAGAGGAAGCUGAUUUUGUUACCUCAUGAACACUCCUUUGCGAUUUUGGUCAAAUGAAUGGGAAAGAGAAAGGCUAGACUUGGACCUUUAUUUUAUGGGACGUAUGGAGGUGAACCAUGCAGAAGGAAAAGCCUGGAGGCAUUGAGGUAGGACUGUCUGCUGCCUACUUGUUUCUUACCCUAUAAGUACUCAUCAUAAUGAACAGUGCAUACACCUUGCUGAGACAGGGACCAGCUGAAGUGCCUGUUGGGUAAGUAGGUUGGUAUUUAUCAUACGUAAACUCUGAAGUAUUUCUUUGGUGCUUUGACCCUGCUAUGGUACUAAAACCGCUGAUAUAUUUUUUUUAAUGUAAUACCAAAUGCUCUUUUAGAAGCUUAAAGAUACCAGUGUUUUCCCCUAUUAUAAGGAUAUACAAUGUUAAUCAAUUAUAAGACUCAAAAUCGUAGUUUUGCAAAUAAAAUAAAGCAUUAUUCUCUGUCA
Heterocephalus glaber (naked mole-rat) is the source of this 4746-nucleotide messenger RNA. RefSeq names its product very low density lipoprotein receptor (gene Vldlr). Gene Ontology annotation, molecular function: protein binding; calcium ion binding; hormone binding. NCBI's taxonomy places the organism in Eukaryota, Metazoa, Chordata, Mammalia, Rodentia, Bathyergidae. The record is from RefSeq and is a predicted model, not a curated record. Gene Ontology annotation, biological process: receptor-mediated endocytosis. Gene Ontology annotation, cellular component: plasma membrane; signaling receptor complex; apical plasma membrane.